Molecule: messenger RNA, 1224 nt
Organism: Hansenula ciferrii
Lineage: Eukaryota; Fungi; Ascomycota; Saccharomycetes; Phaffomycetales; Wickerhamomycetaceae
Gene: SOF1
Product: rRNA-processing protein SOF1
Exons: 1
Coding region: 1-1224 (407 amino acids)
Biological process (GO): maturation of SSU-rRNA from tricistronic rRNA transcript (SSU-rRNA, 5.8S rRNA, LSU-rRNA)
Cellular component (GO): nucleolus; small-subunit processome
Molecular function (GO): protein binding
Source: RefSeq, a predicted model, not a curated record
AUGUUUGCUAAACCUUUUGUUGGACAAUUAGGUAAUGGACAUAGAGAUGGUAUUUAUACAAUAAGUAAAAAUUUCAAAGCUUUAAAUAAAUUAGCUACAGGUAGUGCAGAUGGUAUAAUUAAAUAUUGGGAUUUAAGUACAUCAACUGAAUUAGCAAGUUUUAAAGCACAUUAUGGACAAGUUACAGGUACUGCUGUGAAUCAUGAAGGGAAAUUAUUAUCUGCAGGUGAUGAUAAAACUGUUAAAUUAUGGUCUGUUAAUUCAGAUGAUUAUACAGAUUUAGAUGAAACAAAAGUUACUAAAAAAGGUUUACUCAAGACUUAUUUGGGUGAACAUGCUUUCCAAAGUUUAGAUCAUCAUUAUAGUGAUAAUUUAUUUGUUACAGGUGGUGCAGAAAUUCAACUUUGGAAUGAAUCAAGAUCAAGACCUGUAUCAAAUUUAUCAUGGGGUGCAGAUAAUAUAUCAAAAGUUCGUUUUAAUAAAACUGAAACUUCUAUAUUAGCAAGUGCUGGAUCUGAUAAUUCAGUUGUCUUGUAUGAUAUAAGAACAAAUACACCAACUCAAAAAUUAGUUCAAACAAUGAGAACUAAUGCUAUAGAAUGGAAUCCAAUGGAAGCUUUCAAUUUCGUAACGGCAAGUGAAGAUCAUAAUUUAUAUUAUUAUGAUAUGAGAUAUAUGAAAAAAGCCAUGAAUGUUUUCAAAGAUCAUGUUGCUGCAGUAUUAGAUGUUGAUUUCUCUCCAACUGGUGAAGAAAUUGUUAGUGGUUCAUAUGAUAAAACUAUUCGAAUUUUUAAAACAAAAGAAGGUCAUUCUCGUGAUAUUUAUCAUACAAAGAGAAUGCAACAUGUUUUCCAAGUUAAAUUUUCUAUGGAUUCUAAAUAUAUUGUUAGUGGUUCAGAUGAUGGUAAUGUAAGAUUAUGGAGAUCAAAUGCAUCAAAGAAUUCAGGUGUUAAAUCUUCAAAGGAAAGAUCUAAAUUAGAAUAUGAUGAAGCAUUAAAAGAAAGAUUUAGACAUAUGCCAGAAAUUAAAAGAAUUUCAAGACAUAGACAUGUUCCAGGUGUUGUUAAAAAGGCUAAAGAAAUUAAAAAUAUUGAAAUUCAAUCAUUAAAGAAAAGACAAGAAAAUGAAAGAAGACAUAGUAAACCUGGUUCAAAACCUUAUAAAAGUGAACGUGAAAAACAAAUUGUUAAUACUGCUUUUAAAACUGAUGAAUCAAAGAAUUAA